Daphnia magna is the source of this 1361-nucleotide messenger RNA. RefSeq lists its product as uncharacterized. The transcript is spliced from 4 exons. Lineage: Eukaryota; Metazoa; Arthropoda; Branchiopoda; Diplostraca; Daphniidae. Bases 248 to 997 code for a protein of 249 amino acids. The record is from RefSeq and is a predicted model, not a curated record.
UGUCUUUUUUGGAAAUUUUUUCAGUUUUUAAGAAAAAAGCGGUGUAAAUUAGAUGAGUUCACAACGCCACAUAUAAAAAAUUGGAAUUAGCCACGUUUACGCCUUGUCGUUUUCGUCUAAUCGUCUGCUCUGCUGAACGAAAAAGAAAAAACCAUGCUCAAAGCCUCAGAUCCUUUAUAUUUUUUUUAACUAUUACUUCGUUUUUGCUCACAAUUUUGGUGUUAAACAAAGUAGUUGGCCCCAAUUCAUGUCUUCUUCGUCCACAUCAGAUAAGAAAUCAGAAUCGGAAUCCGAUGUUCAAGUGGUUGGGAAUGGGAGUGGAUCAGUCAAGAGAAAACUUGUCAAAUCUGCCAAAUCACGUAAGAAACGAAAGCCCCCUACAUUUUUCUUCUCAUGGCUGAAGUUGAGAGAGUUCCAGCCAUGGCUUGAUCACAAAUUCAAUUCUAGAAAGAAGAUUGUGACAGCAUAUUGCAAGGCGUGUAACAAACACAUUCAAAAACACAGUGAACGAGAAUCCCAUAAAGCUGCAACCCUAGUUUUCUUAGCUGGGGAAGGUGAGAGAGAGAGAGCAAAGCAAUUUUUUGGGAAGAGCGAAAGUAAAAAAGUCCUGAUCCUCACAGUAAGAAUUUGUGCUUAUAUAGCUGAAAAUGAUUUUCCCUUGUCCCUUGUUGACAGCUUCCUUGCGUUGUUGAAAAGUAUGUUUCCUGAUGACAAAGUUUUGUCAAAAGUCAAUUUGGGACGUACAAAAUGUUCAAACAUCAUAAGAUAUGGCUUUGGAACAUAUCUAACUGAUGCCCUUAAAAAGAGACUAUCGGAAACAUUUUGGUCAUUAGUCAUCGAUGAAACAACAGACGUUUCAACUGUCAGCCAGCUUGCUGUCAUGGUUCAUUACUGGGACAAGUGCAAGAAGCGUUUCAUCGUUGAACCUUUUGAUCUUAUUGACUUGAUAGAUGGUACAGCUAAGGGGAUUAUUUCUACUCUGAUACUAGAUGGCUAGCCCUGGAGUAUGCCGUUAGCAGAGUUCUCGAACGAAUAGACCCUCUACUGGAGUACUACAAAGAAGAAAACAAGAAGGACCCGACAGUAUUUUAUGAUCUCAUGAUUACAGCAGCAGAAGAUCCCUUCACCAAAGUGUAUCUUGAGUUCCUUGUGUACGCACUGAAUUUUUUCAACGAAUUCAACAUAACUUUUCAAUCGGAGGUUCCACAAGUACAUACUUUGAAACAAAAUCUUCAUGGAAGAUAGCUAUGUUAAUGAGUGUGAUCCUAUGCAGCUCGAUCCUUUUCUCGAAGACCAAUUUCUUCCUCUUUCGGAUGUUUAUUUGGGUAAUAAAGUUAGCUUGAAGCAUUUGGCUGAUUAAA